Messenger RNA from Aplysia californica (California sea hare), 4096 nucleotides. RefSeq lists its product as uncharacterized. The coding region runs from base 513 to 2111 and encodes 532 amino acids. NCBI's taxonomy places the organism in Eukaryota, Metazoa, Mollusca, Gastropoda, Aplysiida, Aplysiidae. The transcript has 5 exons. The record is from RefSeq and is a predicted model, not a curated record.
AACCAAAAUAGAAUAAACUCUGGCCAAAAGUAACAUCACCUUAGAAGAAUAGAACUUAGGUUAGGUACAAUUGUCAUAUGAACGCUUGUUCGUGAGAUUUACUUUAUAUUUCUACCUCUUCUCAUACAGAGAAAUAGCACUUUUAACUUUGUCGAGGAAGAACCAAUAAAAUUAUAAUUCACGCUCUCCCCCUUUUAAUCGACAAUCACCAUCAGUUGCGAAAUUAACCUGGCCAAGUUUUACAAGUCUUGUUGUUUGUUUGGGCAAGAGCAAAGGCAAUUUUAACUUAAGUGUACACCUUGCAUUUCCGAUUCGGUCGCCCAUAAUUUACGUAGAAUCUAGAUCUACUCACAGUUUGAACAGGAGUAACACCAUUUCCACCUGAUGUGGCUGUGCUGUAAAAACUAAAUUUGUUCCCUCAUCCGAUCCAGACAUUGGGGAUAGAAUUGUUUGUGAGACAUCUUCCUGGGCCUUCGGCAUUGUCAGUACACGUGAUUGUCCACAGCUCACGAAUGGAGAAAGUAGUGGCGGCCUUGUUCAAAGUUGGAAUCGUUGCCUAUGGGCCUGCAUGUCUUCUGUAUGCUGUUGGUUUAUUUUCGGACAACUGGGUUGAGUUUCAAUUUGAGAAGCUGGGAAAGACAGGUUCCGCUGGCUUGUUUUGGGAAUGUGUUCUCGAGAACGCCACGAGCGAGGACACUGAGACUGAGCAUGGCCUUAAAGAGGGAGAUCUUUUCGUUGACUGGAAACGCUUUGACAACAUCGGUGUACCAGGGUACAUCCACGAGACUCGUUUGUUGAUGAUUCUUGGGAUGAUCUGCUUGUUGGCUGCCCUCGUGAUGGGUUUCAAGUAUCUGAGGCGCAGAUACUGUCGAAUUGGUUGCAUCCUGUUUACUUCCUUUAAAACUUGCGUAGUCGGCUGUUGUGGAGUCGGAUUUGGACACUUAGGUUUAAAUCAUUACCUUAAUGAAUACCCCAAGAGGCGAUACCCUGAAGCCACAACGGGCUGGUCGUACCGCACAGUUCUGGCCUCACUACACAUGACAGUUAUAUGUGCUGGACUCAUCAUGCUGCCUCGGGUAUACUGGCAAGUAUCAAAGUUUUUAGGUAUAAAGCCACUCAGGGAUCAUGAUCCAGACUCACUGGAGGAUGCUGAAGGCAAUGAUUCUGAUCCUGAAGCAGUGGACAGGCCCAGUGACAGAGUGGAAGAUGGACCUGGUGACAGAGCAGUUUCAAAUGUUGUGGAUGAAGACGUAGAAGAAAGAGCUUUGAGUGAAGCAGAAGGGAACCCCCAUGAUGUUUCCACAACACGUUCACUUCAUCCAAUCAAUGUAAAUGACAUAGAUCCAGAGGUUAGCCUUCGAGAUAGGUUCGCAAUUUCUUUUAUGUCACAUGUCCGUCCAACAGCAAAUUCCAGCACUGUCUUAGAUAGAAUCAAUGAACUCAGAGCUCAAAUACAUGAGCUCGAAGAUGACAUGUCUGAAUAUCAUGCAGCUGGAAGUUCCCACUCUGACUCUGAUUCCAACAGUGUCAAUGCACUUCCACACUCUGAUGAAACUGACCCCCCUCCAGCGUAUCAUCUAGUACAGGAUUCAAACCUUUCACCCCAACAACGCCGUGACAACACAACCUCCAUACCCCAAGAGCACAAUGACAGCUCUGCACCGCCAUCAUAUGAGGCUGUCAUCAGAGGUCUGUAUGCUAUAUAUUCCACUAUUCCUGCUACAGUCUCUGGGCCAUCUACUACCACCGUGUCUAUGCCUUCUGAUACUUCCGCUUCCUCUGAAACAAUUACUGAAGAAUUGCGUGCUUUGAGAGAACAUCUACCAGUACGGAUCUUGCCCACUCUUCGGUCCUGGUUACCAGGUCAUCUGUCUAGAAUAGACGGCGCUGCCUCUUCCAGUGAGUCACAAGACCCAGAUGUUGCGUCUGUGUCAGUUCGGGCAGGAGCUUGGUCUUCUCCCGAGCACAGAGACCCUGUUUUGUCUUCUGCUUCGUUCAGGAACACAACACCUGGACGGGUCUCAGAAUCAAGCAGUCCGUCUCAAGUCCAACAACCCCCAGCUUUUUAUGUGGACCCCCCACCAUCGUAUUAUGAGGCUGUGCAAUCGUAAGAUUUUUAUUCCCCACACAGCUGCAUAAUUUAGGAAUGUUUCAUUGAUCUGAGAAUGUUAAUAUAUUUUCUGCCUUAAGAAGUAACAUCUGAAGAAGGAUUAUUGGCUCUGGAAGCAUUUUCAGUUUGACAUUCAGAAAGAUAUUAAGUGAAAAUUCUGUUUGCUCUCAAAAGAGACUGGUAUCAAAAUGCCUCCACAAAUGUGAGAAUUACCAGAUGUUCUGCUUUAUAUAAAAGUGAUCAUGCUGCGAUACAAAAGUAGGUAUUGAUGAACAUGCUCCUUAAAGUAUGCAUAGUAUAAAUGGACUAGUUUUACCAACAGAAAGUGGAAUCUCUUUAUAUUUUUGUAUACUAAUGAGCUUCAGUGAUACAGAAAUAGUUCAUUAUUAUAUAUAUAUAUAUUUGGUGCCAUAUUUUCCAUUCGAACUUUUUGCCUUUAAAUGUAUAGAAAACAUUUUAGGGAAGUAAAUUUGAAGUUCCUGCAUUAACAUUUUUCAGCACGCAGAGCGCAAAACAUUUGUCCCCAAGUACCAUGAAGCAGAUAAGGUACAUCUAUCUGGAUCUCAGAAAAAAAGCGCCCCGAACAUUUUUUAAUUUUCAGCACUUGGAGAAGUUUUAACAUGAUGAUUUCAUCUUCAUCAAAAUGGGAGACAGAAUCGGAACUAAAAACAUUAGAUGUAGCACAUUUAUCACCCAAAUUCUCAUCAUGACAGCGCUAUAGCAGCACUCAUGUUAGAUCUGCUCGACAUUUUUCAAAGAUUUUGGCUCUUUUGUUGUAAACAAACUGAUUUUCACUCUCGAAGGCCACACGAACCAUUCAGGAAGAAAUUUAUAACUUUAGCAAGUGUGCAUGUCAAAAUACAGAUCAUUGCAACAGCACACUUCUUUCUAUAUCAUGCUAGUGCCAAUCGGAGUCCUUUGGGGAAAAGAGACAGCUUCUUACCAGAGUCGCUUGGUGUAGGCCUACCAUGGAUGCAGUUAAGGUUGUGAUUUCUCAGAUUUGGAUUUAGGAUUUAAGUUUAUAAAUGUAAGACUAUUGUCUGCAAUAUUUAAUAUUUUCUCAAUCAAUUGUUGUGAUAUAAUGUGAUCCUUGUGCAUAAUAUGUGUAAAUGUUGAGAUCUUUGGAUACUUUUUCUGUGCAGAAGCUAUUUUCAGUAGUACUAUCUUACACUCCAUAUGUGUGUAUGUUGAACUUAUUGUUGCUGUGGCCAAAACACAUUCCUUGUAAUAUAUAUUUAUUCUGGAGCCUAAAACAAAUAAUAUGAUGACAAUCGCUGGGUAGGCGGUAAAAUGAGUUUCCGUUAAUUUAAUUCUUUUGACGAGCACCUGAAUUCACAAUAAUAUGAUGCCACAAUGAUUCAGUGCCUGUUAUGGGAUUUAUUUACCUCUAUUAUUUUUAAGAAUUAUAUUUUUACCUUGGUUACUCAUUGAUUGCGCAAAUGUGUCAUAUACUACUUCUACUUUCACCGGAUUCAUAUUCUUAAAAAAUUUCUUUUUUACUCUACUUAACCCCUUCAAUGUGCUGUUGGCUUACCUGGUACACACAGAGCUUAAUACUUAGCUGCUGUGGGCGAACCUGGUAUUCCCUUGAAAACCUGUGUUUUGUUUUGGUCAUAUAUCUUCUCUUUUAUAUCGUUUUGAAUGAAGACAGUUUUAUCCCUGCUUUAGUGUUCUCUUGCCGGUGCAGAUAUAUGUCUCUCUUCUCUGUAUGGAAUACGCAUGUGAUUAUGACUAGAACGAAGAGAGGUGUGUAUAGUGUGUUUGGAACGAAAGAUAAAGCCAGCUCACCAGUAGCCAGUUGCAUCUGAGCAGUUCUUGUGUGCAGACCAAACUCACCACCAUGGCUUCGCAAAAGUUGACCACCGAUCAGGCUACUGCUGAAAUGUACCAUGAUGCAGAUAGCGAUGAUGAGAAUUUGAGUUCUUGAGAUCAAGGUCUACAUCAUCAUUUGCAAGAUUGAACAAGGUGACAGCGAUCUGAAUUGUA